AGGAUAUCAAUGCAAGCCUGAGUAAGAAAAACAUCUCCCACUUAAGCCAUGGCCUAUCAGUUAUACAGAAACACCACUCUGGGGAACAGCCUUCAGGAGAGCCUAGAUGAACUCAUACAGUCUCAACAGAUCACUCCUCAACUCGCCCUUCAGGUUCUUCUUCAAUUUGAUAACGCUAUAAAUUCAGCCUUGGCUCCAAGGGUCAGGAACAGAGUCAAUUUCAGGGGCUCUCUAAAUACGUACAGAUUCUGCGAUAAUGUGUGGACUUUUGUUUUGAAUGAUGUUGAAUUCAGAGAGGUGACAGAGCUUAUUAAAGUGGAUAAAGUGAAAAUUGUAGCCUGUGAUGGUAAAAAUACUGGCUCCAGCACUACAGAAUGAUUAAAGAAACGGGCUUUCUCUUGCCA
Echinops telfairi (small Madagascar hedgehog) is the source of this 404-nucleotide messenger RNA. RefSeq names its product transcription initiation factor IIA subunit 2-like. NCBI's taxonomy places the organism in Eukaryota, Metazoa, Chordata, Mammalia, Afrosoricida, Tenrecidae. Gene Ontology annotation, molecular function: RNA polymerase II general transcription initiation factor activity; TBP-class protein binding. The record is from RefSeq and is a predicted model, not a curated record. Bases 49 to 378 code for a protein of 109 amino acids. The transcript has a single exon. Gene Ontology annotation, biological process: transcription initiation at RNA polymerase II promoter; RNA polymerase II preinitiation complex assembly. Gene Ontology annotation, cellular component: transcription factor TFIIA complex.